AUGGCCAUGAGCACUCCUCAGCUCCCCACUUGCCUACUUAAUGACAGCCAGAGGGACCUGAGCUUGAGACGGGCAGAUAAGCUUCUACGGCCCGGGCACCACCACCGCAGGGCGCAGAAACCUCCGGAGGCCGCAGGGGAAGGCGGUUCGCCCCCCAGUGCCCGAGCACCGGAGAAGGAGAAUGAUGAUAGUCUCUUCGUGUACGAUUGCGUCAACGCGGAGAAGGCGGCCUUAGGAAAUAAAGGACAGGAUGGAAAACCGAUAGAUAAAGGAAGUGAUGACAUCCUAGCUUUUGCCUUCUCCCCAUCAGGAGAUUAUUUUGCCUUGACAGAUAACUGCAAACGUCUGAUCUUGUUCCAUACAAAGCCUUCCUGGAAAUGUGUUAGCAUCAGGUCUGUGAACAGGAGGUGCACUUCCCUGAUUAUUACAGCUGCAGAAGAUAAGAUUCUGGUUGCAGACAAGUCUGGCGAUGUCUAUUCUUACUCAAUAACAGAACCCCAAGCAGAUGGAAAACUUGAGCUGGGUCAUGUGUCUCUGGUAUUGGAUGUGACAUUGAGUCCUGAUGACCAGUAUAUCCUGACUGCAGACAGAGAUGAGAAGAUCAGAGUCAGCUUGGCAAAGGCUCCUUAUAUUAUCGUGUCUUUCUGUCUGGGACACAGAGAGUUUGUAAGCAAAAUACUUGUAACACCCAACUAUCCUGAUCUGCUGUUGUCAGCCUCUGGGGACUCAACUCUGAGACUUUGGGAGUACAAAAGUGGGGAAGAAGUGUACUGCUGUCAUCUAAGCAGCAUCUGUGGACCUGAGGCAACCAAAACUGACCAGAAAUACACUGUGUCAAGAAUAACCUACUGCUGUCAAGGUAGUUAUGCUGCCAUUCUGUGUGACAGUAUUCCCACAGUCUACGUCUUUCAGCUUGAUGCCAUUGCCCGGCAGCUAGUUUACAAACAGAAAAUCUCUUUGAAACACAAAGUUUGGGACAUUGCAUUUGAGGAAACGGGGGAUCUAUGGAUUUUGCAGGAAGACAAUGAAGCUCCUCUUCAAUUGUACAGACCGUGUGAUGGACAGUGGAAGCCUAUAACUGAUGACAAAGGAUUACAGAAGAUGUCAAAACAUCUUCAAGACAACUGGACAGUGUUUGAAGCUUUUGUUGGCGCAGAGAGCCGCUACAGCAGUCUGUACAAGGCUUCAUUUGAUAACACGGCCGACUACCUGCAGAGGAAAGAGGAGAGGUUACAGCACCAGAAAAAGAAAAGGCAGGACCUGCAACAUGGUUCGAAUGGACAAACAAAAAAGAUGAAGACUGAAGAAUCCUCGCUAUGA
This is a messenger RNA of Opisthocomus hoazin, 1320 nucleotides long. NCBI's taxonomy places the organism in Eukaryota, Metazoa, Chordata, Aves, Opisthocomiformes, Opisthocomidae. The record is from RefSeq and is a predicted model, not a curated record.